GAAAGCAUCGCCAUUAUCAUCGUGCGAGUUUACGAGGUGUGAAAGUUGUUGGUUUAGAAAUUGGGGAUUAGGGUUUCUGAUUAAUAGAGAUUGAGCGAGUUUCGCUAUUUGAUUCAGAUUUUUAGGUUUCAUUUGUAUUCUUGUUAGUCUUCCCUCCAACCCAGAUAUCCCAAACUGGAUUAUAAAAUAAACCGGGUCGGGUCUAUUUAAACCGAUUGGCCCGGUUAUUGUUACAAAUUAAAUUACCCGGUUUUGUUAACAUUGUACGAGAUUGUGCUCUUUUGAACUCUUGCUUUCGUUGGAUAGUUUGAUUCAGGACAAAAGAAUUUGAGGCAGAGCAAGUGAGGGAUAAACCAUGGGCAAAGCUUCAAGGGAUAAGAGGGAUAUAUAUUACCGGAAAGCAAAAGAAGAAGGUUGGCGUGCUCGAAGUGCCUUUAAACUUCUUCAGAUAGAUGAGGAAUUUAACAUUUUUGAAGGUGUAAAACGUGUUGUAGAUUUAUGUGCUGCCCCAGGAAGCUGGAGUCAGGUUUUGAGUCGCAAACUGUACCUUCCAGCCAAGCUUGCACCUGAUACAGAGGAUGAAAAUCUUCCUCUUAUUGUAGCUAUUGAUUUGCAGCCAAUGGCUCCGAUUGAAGGUGUUAUCCAGGUGCAGGGUGAUAUAACUAAUGCUCGGACUGCUGAAGUGGUCAUUAGACAUUUCGAUGGUUGCAAGGCCGACCUGGUUGUGUGUGAUGGUGCUCCUGAUGUUACUGGGCUUCAUGAUAUGGAUGAAUUUGUUCAAUCCCAACUCAUACUUGCAGGGUUGACAAUUGUAUCUCAUGUACUGAAGGAAGGAGGGAAGUUUAUUGCAAAAAUAUUUAGAGGAAAGGACACAAGCCUUCUAUACUGUCAGCUAAAAUUAUUUUUCCCUGUGGUGACUUUCGCAAAACCUAAAAGCAGCCGUAAUUCCAGCAUAGAGGCAUUUGCAGUUUGUGAAAACUACUCCCCACCUGAAGGAUUCAACCCGAAAGAUCUUCACCGGCUUCUUGAAAAGGUUGGAAGUCCAUCAGGGGUAGAUGAUACAGAUUGUGUUAGUGGGUGGCUGGAAGGCCCUAAUAAGGUGUAUAUCCCAUUUCUAGCUUGCGGGGACCUUACUGGAUAUGAUUCUGAUAGGUCAUAUCCAUUACCUAAAGUUGCUGGUGGAACAUAUCAGAGCUUGGAUCCAGUACAACCCCCUAUUGCCCCUCCUUACAAGAGAGCUCUAGAGUUAAAAAAAGCAUCAACUCAAGGAUUCAGAGAAAUUGAAAAUCUCUCCUCGGAUUCCUGAUACUGUUCAUUCAUAAUGCCAUUUGGAACUCUAUUUUAUCUUUCCAUGAUAAGAUUUGUGGAUAAACAAUUAGUAGUAUCAACUUAUGUGUGACUUUAACUGCUUUCUUUUAGCUUGUACCAUCAUUGUCUUACCUUCAUUGCGAAUACUUUUUUGUCAAUUUUUUAAAUGAAUGGAAAUUAUUUUAUAUAUAAGUA
Cicer arietinum (chickpea) is the source of this 1503-nucleotide messenger RNA. RefSeq lists its product as uncharacterized. Gene Ontology annotation, cellular component: cytoplasm. Gene Ontology annotation, biological process: tRNA methylation; cytoplasmic translation. Gene Ontology annotation, molecular function: tRNA methyltransferase activity. NCBI's taxonomy places the organism in Eukaryota, Viridiplantae, Streptophyta, Magnoliopsida, Fabales, Fabaceae. The record is from RefSeq and is a predicted model, not a curated record.